AGGCGCACCGCGCGCAGGGCUUUCAUCGCCAGUUCUGCUAUAAACCUUGCCUGGUAGUACAGGCGGCGCACGGUUUGAAAGUGACGCGCAUCGCCAACAUGUUUCAUCCGGUGGGCCUCGCGUGUCGACUCUUGCUGGCCUGUCACGUGGUCUCCGUCGCAAUGGCACAGCACCACCGGCAACAAGGGGACCGGACGAGCAUAUCCGUGAAUGAGGGUUUCCAGACAGAACUGCCGUGCGUGACGCAGAAUCCAAUCUUCAACAACACUAACAACGUGCAUCAGGUGCGCUGGUACCACGAACCUCACUACCUUCUGGGUCGAGAACCCAUUUACACUGUGGACUUCGGUGCCUCACACUCACCCUAUUCAGCAGACCGUACGAAUCUCAACCAGGUAGUCCGAUGGACGCGCAAGGAGUGGCUGGGUCGGAUCUACUUCUCCCUCGUAAACUACCCGUAUACGCUCAAGAUUAUAAACCUCCGCUACGAAGACAUGGGUACUUACAUUUGCUCGGUUCACUUCAGGGAUGGCUCUGAGAGGAAUUCCACCAUCUAUCUCCAAGUCAUAGUGCCCCCGGAGCCUCCCGUGAUCACCGAUGUCCAGGGAAACGUCCUCUCGGGAGUCAUCGGACCUUACAACGAGAGCAGCCGGCUUAAUCUCAUCUGCAAUGUCAAGGGAGGGCGUCCAGCGCCAACGAUCACUUGGAAAAGAAACGGCGAGGUCCUGGACGUGAACGCCAUGAGCUCAAUCUCGGGGGACAUGAAGAAAUCGACGCUGACUCUCCACUCGCUUCAUCGUCACGACCUUAUGGCUGUUUAUACCUGCGUGUCUUCCAACAACGUCUCCGUGCAAGGAGAUGCCUCUGUCACGCUGGACCUCAACCUAUCCCCCAGCACUGUGCAAAUAAGGAGGACGGAAGCCCCUAUAUCAGCUUGCCUUCCGGCGGAGAUACUCUGCGAAGUGUGGGGCUCGAAACCUCCUCCAGAAAUUACUUGGUGGAAGAACAGCGUACAGUUGAAGCACACCUUCGUGCACGUUUCGCAAGACGGAAACCUCACCACCAGCGUCGUGGAAUUUAUUCCCGAACCAAACGACAACGGACAGAGCCUCGUCUGCAGAGCCGAAAAUACCCGGAUGCCUGGAAGCGUCCGAGAAGACCUCUGGGACCUGAACGUGCACUACCAGCCCAAGCUGCGCCUUCAGAUGGACCCCAACCUGUCGCUGGACAACAUUCGAGAGGGAACUACGAUCGCCCUUAACUGCAGGGUGGACGCGAACCCCCGUGUGGGCGAAGUACAGUGGCAGGUGGACAACAAUGAUCUUCACUCGCAGAGGGGCGUUACUGUACACAAAGACACGCUGACGGUGUCCAACGCUCGGCUGCUCCACUCGGGAAACUACACCUGCACGGCAGCUAAUAAGGAAGGAAUUGGACUCAGCAAUGCUAUCGACAUCAGAGUGAAACACUCUCCCAUAUGCCGACCCGGUCAGCGUCUCGUCUACGCGACGAAGCUAUUGAAAACAGUUCACGUGAGCUGCGAAGUUAUCGCUCAACCCCCCUCGGUGAGCUUCGAGUGGAAGUUCAACAACUCCAUCCAUAGCAGCCGCUUGGAUUCCCAUACCCGGCACGGAACACGGAGCAUUGCCCGUUACGUGGCGCGAUCGCCAGAAGACUACGGAACGCUGCUGUGCUGGGCCCGAAAUCAAAUCGGCGACCAAAAGCAGCCAUGCGUUUUUAUGGUAGUUCCAGCAGCUUCGAACCUGUUGUCUGAAGAAGCACUGGUCACUGUGUUGAUAUGCCUGCUGUUCGUGUUGGUCGUCCUCGUUGCUUUCAUAUACCUUUUGUUCAAGUGGAGGAGGGGGAAACAGAACAAAGAUGAACAGCGUCCCAAGACGGAGCGACAACCGUCCCAAGACGCCGCCGUGGCGGUAAACAACGUCCACUCUCUGUCAAGAAACAGCAACGGCGACAUGAGCAGCACGGCUAACGCGGGUGGCGUUGGCAACGUGAAUAGAGUGGGAAACGGCAAAUAUAUGGCGUUCGGCCGAAGUACGCACUGACGUGAGCUGUCACCAAGGCUGUUUCUACGACCGGGGCGGUGCGCGUGACGGAAAAGACAGAAACGAACUGAAUUCUGUGAACUGCUCAGGGACUCUCUCUCUCUCUCCAUAUAUAUAUAUAUGUAUGUCGCUCUCCUUCGAAGGCACGUACAGUGAUGUGUGUGUGUUUCGUUCAUGAAACUGUGGAACUCGUCGCCUUCAUCUAUACAAGUGUUAUCAGAGUAGUGAUGCUACUAGAAGGAUAACGGGCUUGUCGGAGCUGGACCGUCGCAGAGUCGUGAGCGGAACGAGGAUAAUGAAGACGACUUUCAAUAUCCUGUCUGCAGGAGGAUUCCGCAAGAGGCUGCAGAAAUACACAUAAAACGUCAUUGCUUCUUACAAGUGGCAACAUGUAUUGAACUGAAUUGAAUUUAUUCGCAGCACACACCUACGGACUGCCGGAAAAAGGGACAUUAGGCCUGACGACGCCUGUACAACCUGGUUGAUAUUUCUUCGUUCAAUACUCACGGCGUGGGCCUAAUGUACCGCUUAUAUCGAUACGGAACACGGAAACGAUGGAAUCGCCUGCAGUCGCGCGUAGUCUGUACGAGCAUUGUUGGCGCCUUCGACUAACAGUGCUUCAGAGAUGUACUAUACUGUUAAUGGACACGUUGAAACCUUAUUGUUGUGUGUCGGAUAGGGCGCGCAUAUUUUUUGAUACCGUGUUGUACAUAC
Messenger RNA from Ornithodoros turicata, 2777 nucleotides. RefSeq names its product neuronal cell adhesion molecule-like. The record is from RefSeq and is a predicted model, not a curated record. Lineage: Eukaryota; Metazoa; Arthropoda; Arachnida; Ixodida; Argasidae. Bases 99 to 2063 code for a protein of 654 amino acids. The transcript is spliced from 11 exons.